AUGAAAUCAGUGUUUUUCAGCCGCUUCUUCAUCCUGCUGCCCUGGGUCCUUAUUGUCAUCAUUAUGAUCGAUAUCGACAGUAAAAGAACGAUCCGGGCUCCAGCAGCCGGUCGGAACGGCAGGGCGCAGCGGGCGGCCCUGACCGGCGCACCAGGGGCAGGUGGCACCCAGAACCAGACCGCCCUGCCGGUUAUCUACGCCAUCACUCCCACUUACACUCGUCCGGUGCAGAAAGCGGAGCUGACCCGUCUGGCCCACGCCUUCCGCCAGGUGCCCCGGCUCCACUGGAUCGUAGUGGAGGACUCGACGGCGCGCACUGAGCUGGUGGCGCGCUUCCUGGCCCGGUGCGGCGUGCCGUACACGCACCUGCAUGUGUUCACUCCCCGCAGGUUCAAGCGCGCCGGGAUGCCACGCGCCACCGAACAGAGGAAUGUGGCUCUCGCGUGGCUCCGGCAGCACCGGAGCACACGGGACGCCGGGGUGGUUUUCUUUGCGGAUGACGACAACACCUACAGCCUGGAGCUGUUUGAAGAGAUGCGUAGUACUCGAGGUGUGUCUAUUUGGCCUGUGGGAUUCGUAGGUGGCAGAGCGUAUGAGCGCCCACUGGUGUCCGGGGGUAAAGUUGUGGGCUGGUACACUGGCUGGAGACCGGACCGGCCCUUCGCCACCGACAUGGCAGGUUUCGCCGUGAACCUCCAGGUGAUCCUGGCAAACCCGCGGGCGCAGUUCAAGCGGCGCGGCUCCCAGCCGGGGAUGCAGGAGUCCGACUUCCUCAAGCAGAUCACCAAGGUCACCGAGUUGGAGCCCAAGGCCAAUAAUUGUACCCGGGUGCUGGUAUGGCACACUCGCACAGAGAAACCACACCUUGCAAAUGAACCCAAACAUCGGAAAGACACUGUUGUCAUUGAGGUGUGA
This is a messenger RNA of Micropterus dolomieu (smallmouth bass), 915 nucleotides long. It is a transcript of the gene b3gat2, whose product is annotated as beta-1,3-glucuronyltransferase 2 (glucuronosyltransferase S). Lineage: Eukaryota; Metazoa; Chordata; Actinopteri; Centrarchiformes; Centrarchidae. Gene Ontology annotation, molecular function: galactosylgalactosylxylosylprotein 3-beta-glucuronosyltransferase activity. Gene Ontology annotation, cellular component: Golgi membrane. Bases 1 to 915 code for a protein of 304 amino acids. The record is from RefSeq and is a predicted model, not a curated record. Gene Ontology annotation, biological process: chondroitin sulfate proteoglycan biosynthetic process; carbohydrate metabolic process. The transcript is spliced from 4 exons.